GGCUGGGUACGGGCUGAGUGAGUGCGGACGGGGGAAGGAGGAGGGAGGGAGGACACCGGAAGUUCCGCCCCGCCGCAGCGGAAGUGUGCUCGGGCGCUGGGAAGCCGGUCGGUGAGACUUUUCUCGAUAGAUUGAGAAAGUGCUGUGAGAGCAACAUGGCGAACCCGAGCCCGGCCAGCAAGCCCUCCAACCCCGGCAACCCCAGGGUGUUCUUCGAUGUGGAGGUGGGAGGGGAGUACGGUAAGUGUGAGCCGUGCAGGGUGAGUGGCCAUUCAUACUCGGAGUGCGCUCAGUCAUUGCGAGGCCGGCCGGCUGGCCGGGGAUCCCAUCAAUGGACCCUCACAUCCCAUGUGUUACACACUGUGUGUGAGGACAAGCAGACACUGCAUCUCUUAAUAACCUCUAUACUGGGCACACUGCACAUUGGAACAACGUGGCUACCCACUAAAUAGAACAUUGAGGCAAAUUUCAGAUCAAAAUAGCCAAACUGGAAAUAUGUAUUUAAAAAAAUAAAUAAAAUGUUUUUUGUUAACUAUGCUUUCCAGUUAGCCAUUCUGGCCUUAAAGGUAAACUAUAGUGCCAGGGAAACAAAGUUGUAUUCCUAGCGCUAAUUUGCUCGCCCAGUAUCAGAAAAUCUUCCAAAUCUCUGAUAGUCCUGUAUAAAAGUUACACAAGAUAUUUUCACCUGUUAUUUUACAUCUACAUCUCUGGACUAAUAUGCAGGGAUGUAUUUACUGCAAGGCAAACAAGGCAUUUGCCUAGGGCGGCACUUUCGGCAGGGCGGGGAACGCCACCCCAGGCUCCUAGACAAAUGCCUUGUUUGCCUUGUGUUCUGGGGCUGUCCACCUUACUGUGAGUGAGUGUAGUUGUCAGUGUGUGUCUGUGCGAGUGAAAGUGUGUGUCUUUCAGUGAGAAUGGUUGGUUGUGAGUGUAUCAGUGUGUGUAUGUCAUUUUAUGUGUAUCUGAGAGUGUGUGCCUGUCAGUAAGUGGGUUUGUCAGUGUGUCUGUCAGUAAAAAAGUGUGUGGUUAAACAGUGUGUGCCAAUGAUUGUGCAUAUCAGUUCAUGUAUCAAUGAGGGCAUGUGUCUGUCAGUCAAAAAAGUGGCCUUGACAUGAAUUGCUGGGGCAAAUUUAGAUUUUGGGGGUGCCUGAAAUUAGUUGUGCCUAGGGCAGCACAAAUCCAAAAUACACCACUCCUAAUAUGGAUAUAAAUACAGUGGUGUAUCCUGGUUUUGUGCUGCCCUAGGUAUCACAAAACUCUGGCACACCCUCACUGCCCCACCUUCUAAAUACACAUACACACUCACUGACAGAAAUACACACACUCACUGACAGAAAUACACACACUCACUGACAGAAAUACACACACUCACACUGACAGAAAUACACACACUCACACUGACAGAAAUACACACACACACACUCACACUGACAGAAAUAUACACACUCACACUGACAGAAAUAUACACACUCACACUGACAGAAAUAUACACACUCACACUGACAGAAAUAUACACACACACACACACUCACACUGACAGAAAUAUACACACACUCACACUCACACAAAUAUACACACACACACUCACAUAAAUAUAUACACACACACACACACACUCACACAAAUAUACACACACACUCUCACAGAAAUAUACACACACACUCUCACAGAAAUAUACACACACACACUCACAGAAAUAUAUACACACACACACUCACAGAAAUAUACACACACUCACACUGACAGAAAUAUACACACACACACACUCACACUGACAGAAAUAUACACAUACACACACACACACACACACACAAAUUGCUGGGCAAAUUUAGAUUUUGUGGGUGCCUGAAAUUAGUUGUGCCUAGGGCAGCACAAAUCCAAAAUACACCACUGCUAAUAUGGAUAUAAAUACAGUGGUGUAUCCUGGUUUUGUGCUGCCCUAGGUAUCACAAAACUCUGGCACACCCUCACUGCCCCACCUUCUAAAUACACACACACACACACUGACAGAAAUACACACACACACACACACACAUACACACUCACUGACAGAAAUACACACACUCACUGACAGAAAUACACACACUCACUGACAGAAAUACACACACUCACUGACAGAAAUACACACACUCACUGACAGAAAUACACACACUCACUGACAGAAAUACACACACUCACUGACAGAAAUACACACACUCACUGACAGAAAUACACACACACACUGACAGAAAUACACACACACACACUGACAGAAAUACACACACACACACACUGACAGAAAUACACACACACACUGACGGAAAUACACACACACACACUGACGAAAUACACACACACACACACUGACAGAAAUACACACACACACACACACACUGAUGAAAUACACACACACACACACACACACUGACGAAAUACACACACACACACACACUGACAAAUACACACACACGCGACGGAAAUACACACACACACACACACACACUGGGCAAAAUACACACACACACACACACGGCAAGAAAUACACACACACACACACACACACUGACAGAAAUACACACACACACACACACACACACACACACACACACACACACACACACACACACUGACGAAAUACGCACACACACACACUGACAGAAAUACACACACACACCACGCGACAGAAAUACACACACACACACACUGACGAAAUACACACACACGCAGCCAGAAAUACACACACACUGACAGAUACACACACACACACACACACUGACAGAAAUACACACACACACACACACACACACACACACACACACACACACUGACAAAUACACACACACACACACACACACACUGACAGAAAUACACACACACACACACUGACAGAAAUACACACACAACACACACACAUUUAACAGACGGAAUUUAGAUUUGGGGAUGCGAGGUGGUUGUGCCUAAGGCGGCACAAAUCCAAGAAAUACCACUGCUGGAUGCCAAAACUACGGUGGUGUAUCCUGUUUAUUAACGCCUAGGUAUAAAAACUCAUCCCCUCCCCUGCCCCACCUUCUAAAUACACAUGCACUCACUGACAGAAAUACACAUGCACACUCACUGACAGAAAUACACAUGCACACUCACUGACAGAAAUACACAUGCACACUCACUGACAGAAAUACACAUGCACACUCACUGACAGAAAUACACAUGCACACUCACUGACAGAAAUGCACACUCACUGACAGAAAUGCACACUCACUGACAGAAAUGCACACUCACUGACAGAAAUGCACACUCACUGACAGAAAUGCACACUCACUGACAGAAAUGCACACUCACUGACAGAAAUGCACACUCACUGACAGAAAUGCACACUCACUGACAGAAAUACACACGCACGCACAGAAAUACACACGCACGCACACACAGAAAUACACACAGAAAUAUACACACACACACAUUUCUGGGCAAAUUUAGAUUUUGGGGGUGCCCGAAAUUAGUUGUGCCUAGGGCAGCACAAAUCCAAAAUACACCACUGCUAAUAUGGAUAUAAAUACAGUGGUGUAUCCUGGUUUUGUGCUGCCCUAGGUAUCACAAAACUCUGGCACCCCCUCCCCUGCCCCACCUUCUAAAUACACAUGCACACUCACUGCCAGAAAUACACAUGCACACUCACUGCCAGAAAUACACAUGCACACUCACUGCCAGAAAUACACAUGCACACUCACUGCCAGAAAUACACAUGCACACUCACUGCCAGAAAUACACAUGCACACUCACUGCCAGAAAUACACAUGCACACUCACUGCCAGAAAUACACAUGCACACUCACUGCCAGAAAUACACAUGCACACUCACUGCCAGAAAUACACAUGCACACUGACUGGCUGGCACGCACGCAUUGACUGGCUGGCACGCACGCAUCGACUGGCUGGCACGCACGCACUGACUGGCUACGCUGGCACGCGACGCACUGACUGGCUGGCACGCACUGACUGGCAUAGCACGCACUGACCGGCUGGCACGCAUCGACCGGCUGGCACGCACUGACUGGCUGGCACGCACUGACUGGCUGCACGCACUGACCGGCUGGCACGCACUGACUGGCUGGCACGCGACUGGCUGGCACGCACGCACUGGCUGGCACGCACGCACUGGCUGGCACGCGACGCACUGGCUGGCACGCACGACUGGCUGGCACGCCACGCACUGGCCGCACGCACGCAUCACUGGCUGGCACGCACGCAUCUCGACUGGCUGGCAACACGCAUCGACUGGCUGCACGCACGCACUGACUGGCUGACACACGCACGCGACUGACUGGCUGACACGCGACGCACUGACUGGUUGACACGACGCGACUGACUGGCUUGACACGCACUACACUGACUGGCUGGACACGCGACGCACUGACUGGCUGACACGCGACGCACUGACUGGCCGGACACGCGACGCACUGACUGGCUGACACGCACGCAUCACUGACUGGCUGACACGCGACGCAUCGGACUGGCUGACACGCGACGCACUGACUGGCUGACACGACGCGACUGACUGGGGCUGACACGCACGCACUGACUGGCCGGCACGCGACUGAUCGGGCUGACACGCGACGCACUGACUGGCUGGACACGCGACGCACUGGCUGACAUCACGCGACGCACUGACUGACACGCGACGCACUGACCGACACGCACGCACUGACCGACACGCGACGCACUGACCGACACGCGACGACUGACCGGGCACGCGACGCACUGACCGGACACGCACGCACUGACUGGCACGCACGCGACUGACGGGUACCUGACGCGACUGACCGGCACGACGCACUGACUGGCACGCACGCGACUGACUGGCACGCACGCGACUGACCGACACGCGACGCGACUGACUGACACACGCACGCACUGACUGACACGCUACUCACUGACCGACACGCGACGCGACCACCGACACGCGACUGACUGGCACGACGCAUCGACUGGCACGCACGCACUGACCGGCACGCACGCGACUGACUGGCACGCACGCACUGACUGGCACGCACGCACUGACUGGCACGCACUGACUGGCACGCACGCACUGGCUGGCUGGCACGCACGCACUGGCUGGCUGGCACGCACUGGCUGGCACGCACGCACUGGCUGGCACGCACGCACGCACUGGCUGGCACGCACGCACUGGCUGACUGGCACGCACGCACUGGCUGGCUGGCACGCACGCACUGGCUGGCUGGCACGCACUGGCUGGCACGCACGCACUGGCUGGCACGCACGCACGCACUGGCUGGCACGCACGCACUGGCUGACUGGCACGCACGCACUGGCUGACUGGCACGCACGCACUGACUGACUGGCACGCACUGACUGACUGGCACGCACGCACUGGCACGCACGCACUGACUGACACGCACGCACGCACUGACUGACUGGCACGCACGCACGCACUGACUGACUGGCACGCACGCACUGACUGACUGGCACGCACUGACUGGCACGCACUGAUGUAUAGUUUCAACACACGGCACAGUGUUUUCCUACCAUGCGCAAUAUCCUCGUAGGAAGCAUUGGAUUGGCUGAAAUCAGCCAUGGUGGCGGAGCCAGCAAUGAGGAGACCUAUGCUGCGCUGGAAAAAGGUGAGUAAAAUCACCUUUUUAAUUGGGGAUGAGAGGGGCCGGCGAUUACAAAACCAUAGUGUCAGAAAUACAUGUUUGUAUUCCUAACACUGUAGUGUUACUUAAAGUAGGAAUUAAAUGGGUUCUCCAAAAAAAUCAUAUUUAGUAGAUGUAUCACCAAUGAAAAUAUGCAUUAAUUUAAUUGUGCAUUUGUUUCAUUUGGAUUCAUAUGUAGCAACAGCUUGCAAAAGCUGCAGAUCUUUUGUUUAAAGCCUUUUCAAGCCCUCCCCUUGAAGCCCAGACUUAAUGUAGCUGUCCACUGAGCUAAGAAUCUUAGUUUACAGAAUAGAUUGUCUGACUGCCAGGAGGUUUAACAAGGUUGAAGAGAAACUCCAACCACCAGGACCACUUAAAGUGGCACUGUCACUGUCUAGGGACUUUACGUAUUUGCCAAGACCCUGGCAAUGACAUCACUGCUGGUGGUCUGGGAGCCCAAAUGAGGUGGGCAGGCUAAGAUGACUAUUACUUACCUGAACCUGUUUCUUGUGGGUACUGCCACCUUCCUUCGAGUCCUCUUCAGAGCGCCAGGAGCAAGUGUCAUUGCUGUACUCUUGACAUUGCAUGAAAGUACAGCAUUGAGGUCUAUGGAGGAUCCCUCAAGACCGUGGAAUCCUCCAUAGAUAAAGCGAAUUCCAUGCAGCUGACCGCUGUGGGGGAGGGGUUUUUGAUUUGACACUAUUUAAUGGCCAGUGCCUAGAAGUGUCAGGAGUAGGAGAAAUACUGAGACAAAGUAGUCCCUAUUUUUUUUAAAAUCCUAUUUCUCUCUCUCUUUAUAAUUUUUCAAGAAAUGUUUCACUAAUUACGUAUUUGUCUUUUUCGGUCUGUUUCCCUAUCGUUCUAUAUUAAUCUGUUAUCUAUUUUAUUUUAAUUUCAAUGUCUUUUCAACAUCUCUCUCUCUUCUUACAAGGGCUUUCCCAAAAUAAUUAGAUGUAUAGUGACAACUGCUCUCUUUAGAGCUUCUCUGUCAUGGGCUGCCUGAGAAUGCACAGGCACAUGAAUUCAUACUGCUACAUGUUGGAUCAAAAAGCAAACAGAGAGCUGGGUGGGGAGAUCUGAGAACUUUGCCACCAGUGCAUAAUGUACAGACCUCCUAAAUACAAUUGAUGCAGGUGUUGUUAAUGCUGACUGCUCAUUCCCAUAUAGUAGGUGUUACUUGCGCAAUACUGGCUCCCUGUGGCGCACACAGUGAUUUGCUGGGCAUGAGUAAAUCAUAAGGACAUAUGUCUUUUCUUCUACGGGCCAUACAAUUUAGCUCUAGGUGACUGCAUCUCACUAAGAACCAAUUCCAGUUUGGUUUGGGAGUGUGCCAUUAGUGGCAGUAGUAUUUUCAUCUGGAAGACAGUUAUUCAUGAUAUCAUCUGACACCAAAAGUUUGCCACAGUAAUUUGUAACUGACUAUUAAAAUACACAGGGUAAGAAAUAUGUCCUGGCACUGGUAGCAGUAUUAAACAGUGGAGGGGAGGGAUGGAAUUGCUUUUGCCAACAUGUCUGAAAUAUUUGGUAGUGAUUACCCCUCGCCCUUCAUUGCUACGAAAUAGUACUUCAAAGCUUACAGGAAAUAUGUGUGGGUUGGCCAGUCUUUCGAAUCAGUUAAAAUGAAUAGGAUAUUCAUUCUUAUGACAGCGUGACUGUUUCUUUCAUUAUUUUAUUAUUCAGUUUGAAACAUUUAUGGGUGUUUAUGAAAUCUAGUUGUAUAAUAACUAGCAGGUGUAUUACAUAAAUUUCAACUGUGACUUUAAUUCUUCUCUCAAACUAGUAUGAUUUUUACCAUACUCCUUUUAAGUAGUGAAUUGAUAAGAAUGGAAGGACCAAUGUUAAAGUAAUACAUUUCCAAAGAAACUUGUUUGCAUAAAAAACAGUUUUUGUCCUUUCCAGCUGGCCGUGUUGUCUUAGAACUGUUUGCCGAUGUUGUACCCAAAACUGCAGAGAAUUUCCGAGCUCUGUGUACAGGGGAGAAAGGUAUAGGACAAACAACUGGAAAACCCCUGCAUUUUAAAGGCUGUCCUUUUCAUAGAAGUAAGUUAUGAUUUUAUUUAUUUAUGUAUAUUUUAAAAAUAUAUAUGUUUGUAGACAUUUUGUUUCCCUUGGUGUGUGUGUGUGUGUGUGUGUGUGUGUGUGUGUGUGUGUAUAUAAUGCAGUCUUAAAAAUAUUAAUCAGCUUUUACAGAUCAGUGAUAUUUCAGAUCGACUGCCAACAUUUUUCUAGGUCCAUAGAAAGACCUCGAAAUAAACUUGUGGAUAUUUAUUUGAAUAAUCUUAAUGCGUCUAGAUAGUUUUGUUGUUUAUAGAUCACCAUCUUAAAUUAACUGUUUGUCACUGAUUUACUAGUUAUCAAGAAAUUCAUGAUCCAAGGUGGGGAUUUCUCAAAUCAAAAUGGAACUGGUGGAGAGAGUAUAUAUGGAGAAAAAUUUGAAGAUGAAAACUUCAAUUACAAGGUAACAUGAAAUUAAUUUAACAUAUUUUUAAAGCACUAUUGCAGGUUUGAUGCCGCUGCAAACUCACUGAUCAACUAUCUACCAUUUAGGAUUUAAAUGACUUUUAUUUCUGUCUAUGCAGCCCUUCCUGCAUGAGACUUACAGCACAGUGUGUUUAUUUUAGUUAUUUCCUGUUCUGUUAAUUGAAAUGUAAUCAUAUACUGGAGGCUGUUUCUCGCUGUAGCAGGCUAUUAACAGAGCAGGAGAUAAAACUGAUACAUUUAUAAUGGAAGUAAAAAAAAUUGUUAGACUCUCUUUUUCGGAAAUUUGUAGGGUAGCUGUGUGGGUCUUUGCUAGGGUAGGUGUGACAAGUACUGCAGAAACCGGAACAAAAAUGAUUUGGCAGAAAUAACAGAAUUGAGAAGUGAGAUUGCAAGGGCAUGAUCUAUACACAGAUUACUUCAUUAAGAUAACGUUCUUUUGGUGCUUAGUGUCCAUUUAAGUUGUAUGCAUUGUCUGUUGUUUACCUGUACACCAAUGAUGGCUAACCUUGCUUUGCACAUUUUUUUAACUUAAUUUCCCAUGUUGCUCAACAAGCCUAUUGUUCAUCAGCUUGCUAAUAAAGUCCUUACAUUAACAUUAAUAAUCCCCAAAUGAAAAACUCACUUCACCUCCAGUCCAACACCGCCAUGUCUUCACCUUUGUUGGUGUUACUUUUAUGUAACACUUGUUCUCGUUUUUUUGGGGGGGUUUUUUCCGCUUGUUUCUUUUUGGGGGUGAAUUUGCCCUGCCUGGUGAUGCUUCCACAAGCAGGGUAAACCUCUAUAAUGCUGGCUUCAUGGUCAGCAUGCUGAUGUCUGAUCAGAGUGAAUUCAGGCACUCUGUUCCUAUGCUUCCUAGUCAUGCAUUGCUAGGGAGUUACCAUGGCAGCCACAAAGCAUGCGCUAUGAAUUAAUAUGCUUGGAGAGCAGGAGGACCAUCUGUGGGAGUCUGCUGAAGAAUUGACUGACCUGUGUGAGAGAGACAUAUUUUAAAUAGGGUUUUCUUUCAAUCUGUACAUUUACUAGCACAAUCUAUAGAUUAAAUGUUCUGCUCUUUUCCAAGAAAAUAAGUGGUAGGUACCAUGACAGAUACUUCUGCAUCAGGAUAUGUUGCUUUUCUUAAAUUGUAUUGUCAUAUCAAACGUAAGGAACUGAUUGCGAAAUUCAACAUUAUGGAUGUGUGUGUGCGCGCUUGAUUUCUCUCCCCUCUGUUGUAUUUUCUUCACCUUUCAAGCAUGCAACCAAUACCCAGAAAAUCACCCCCUCCCGGUUUUUAAAAAAAAAAAAAAAAAAGCCCCAACACACAAUCUAACUACUGCCCUAUUACAAUUUCCCUUCAAAGCCCCUGAGAAAGUUUUGUAUACAACAUGAAUUUCCCCGAAUCUGACUUUCUAUUUGAGCUACUUCAGUCUGGAUUUUUCACUGGUCACUAUGUCCAAACAGCCUUGACCACAGUAUACAGUGAUUUAAUUUCUUCAAAAUCCAAUGGUCACUACUCCCUUCUAAUUCUUCUUGACCUCUCUGCUUCUUUCAAAACGGUUGAUCAUCCGUUUCCUCGUUUUUAUCUAUCACAACUUCUGUAUAUGAGACUCUGCUCUUUUCUGGUCCUCCUAUCUCUCCCAGCGCUCUUUUAGUGUCUUUUCUUCUUCCUCACCUCAGAAACGCCUCUCUGUGUUCCCCAAGGUUCUCUUCCUGUUCUCAAUCUACACUGCCACCCUUCGUAAACUAAUCUAUUCCUUUAGGUUCAAACAUGAGUCCUAAGCUGAUGAUGCACAAAUCUGUCUUUGCCUGAUCUUUUUUCAUCCCUCUUAAAUUGUCUCUAGCUGCCCCUGCUGUUUCUAACUGGAGGACAGCUCACUUUAAAAUACCCAAUUUCUUCAAAACUUCUCAUAUUUCUUCCUUCAAACACUACAACUUCUGUGUCUGUCUCUAUCCAUGUUAACAGCACUACCAUCAGCUCUACCUCACAGGCACAUUGUCUUGUAAUUCUCUUUGAUUCCAAGUUCUCCUUCACCCUGUACAACCAGUCAAUCACCAAAUUCUGCUGCUGCUUUUGCAAAUGCAUGUGUAUAUAUUUUAUUUAUUUUUCUCUUGAAAGACCCUUUAUACUCUGUAGCCAUCCUUUAGUAUUUAAAUACUGUGAAUCAUUUUAAUUGAUUAUUCUAAAUCGAGGCUGGUUGUCCCAAUAGGUAUCACAAUAUCAAAGCCUGAGGGUGCACCAUCACUGUAACAUAUUGUUACAUUUUAACCACUCUCAAUAGACAGCAUAAUUGUAACCCUUUCUUACUCUUCAAGGUAUAUACUAUAUAGCCAAGGGAAAAAUAAAUUACACCCUCCUUUGAAUUUGAUGGUUUUACCUAUCAGGGCAUAACAAUCAUCUGUUCCUUAGCAGGUGUUAAAACUAGGUAAAUACAAUCUCAGAUUAAAACAGCACAUUACACUGUCAUGUUUUAUUUAACAAACAUAAUGCCAAAAUGAGAAGCCAUGUAUGAAAAACAAAGUACACAUUUACUGCUUCAAUAUUGGAAUGAGGAGGCUAAGUAGCAGACAGGUGCUGCUAAUAAAAUUAUCUUGAUUGAUCAUCUCUAUAAAAGCCGAGUUUUAGCAGUUUGCUGGUCUGGAACAUUCAGGUGCGUGUCAACACAAUGCCAAGGAGGAAUGACAUCAGCAAUAAUCUUAGAGCAGCAAUUGUUGCUGCCCAUCAAGCUGAGAAGAGUUGUAAGGCAAUUAAAAACAAUUUAAAAUACAUGAGUACAGUAAGAAAGAUCAUUCCAGAGUGGGUUGCCACUAGAAAGACUCUUCUCUCUAAAAAGAACAUGGUAGCAUGGAUUUGGCUUGCAAAGUUGCAUCUGAACAAACCACAAGACUUCUGGAACAAUGUCCUUUGGACAGACGAGACCAAGGUGGAGAUGUUUGGUCAUAUUGCACAGCACCAUGUUUGGUGAAAACCAAACACAGCAUAUCAGCACAGUGGUGAAGGCGUAAUUAUUUGGGCUUGUUUUGCAGGACCAGCACCUGGGAACCUUGCAGUCAUUGAGUCGACCAUGAACUCCUCUGUAUACCAAAGUAUUCUCCAUUUGGCCAUUUGUGUGACAGCUCAAGCUUGAACAAAAUUGGGUCUUACAACAGGACAAUGAUCCCAAGAACACGAGCAAAUCUAAAACGGAAUGCCUGAAAAAGAAGACUCAAGGCAUUGCAACGGCUCAGUAAAACUCCAAACCUCCAUCCAAUUGAAAUGCUGCAGGACCUUAAGAGAGCUGUGCAUAAACAAAUGCCGGCAAACCUGAAGCAACGUUGUAAAGAAAAGUGGCCCAAAAUUCCUCCACAAUGAUGUUAGAGACUAAUAAAGUCAUACAGACAAUGAUUACUUAACAUUAUUGCUGCUAAAGGUGGUUCUAGAAGCAAUCAUAAGUCGUACUUUGUUUUUCACACAUGGCUUCUCCAUUUUUGCUUUCUUUGUUAAAUAACUCAUGACACAGUGUAAUAUGUCACGUGGUGUUCAUCUGAGGUUGUAUUUUUCUAAUUUUAAGACCUGCUUAGGAACAGAUGAUUAUGUCCUAUAUGUAAAUCCAUAGAAUUCAAAGAGGGUGUACUUCCCCAUGACUGUACAAUUAUUUUGUGGAUAAAAGGGAACAGCUUAUUUCCAGGUAAGGUUAGUACACUUUUGUGUUAAUUACACGUCUAUAUUUUUGCCUUUUGAUUCAAUUAUUGGGGUAAUCCCUGUUCUCUUUUUGGCACAACUUGUUCCGAUGGUUAGUUUCUUACUUUCUUAGCAAUUUUUUCUUGAAAUUAUUGUUCUAUCUGACUCUCACCUCCUUUUAAUAAUUCUGUAAAACUUCACUGUUCCUACCAAACGUCCGUCCCUGCCCCAUUAGACUCUCACCCAGUCUCUCUUAAUAAAAAUAAACAUAAAAGAAGGCUUUAAGAAGGCUUCCUCUCCUGCCACUGCAUCAGCCAAAAGUCUUCAUUAUAUACUUUCUGUAGCAGCUCACUUUUUCCCUCAUAUAUGAAACACAUCGUACCGUUACCACUUGUGUAAUUUUUACCAUCAGCACCUUAUGUUCCUAUACAUCAACUUGUUUUGUUGCAACUAGUUUGUUUGUUAGUCCACCUUUUGUACAGAAAAAAAACCAACAAAACCAAGUAAAAUAGGCGCUAAACAGAUACAAUAAAAUAGAUUAGAGGUAAGAAAGCUGCACCGUACAGUGUAUCAAUUAAGGUCCAUAUAUUAUAAAGUGCAAUAGUGCACGAAUUGUGGCACUUAUAUUGCAUUGUGUUUGCACUAAAGUACUAUUGCACUUUAUAAUAUAUGCACCUCAAUUGAUUGUGUUUUAAGGGCAUGUUGCAAUUUUCACUAAUAUUGUCUUAAAGACACAGCGCACCUUAACUUUCGUUUUACACCUUUUGUACAGGGCUGUGGAACUUGUUGGCACUUUAUGAAUAAUAUGUUAUUACCGUAAUAGUUUUAACUAAUGAUUGACUUGGUAAAUCUUUACAUGUUAAUUGGGUUGAAACUUCUUAUGCAACACAAACAUGAUGUACCCAGGUUUUGCUUCUUUAACAUCCCCCUUCCUUUUUGAUAAACUGAAACCCUCCAUAAAACUAAUUCUAUUUAGGUUGAUCAUUUGACAGACACUCGGUUAAACUGGAGUGACCGUACUUUUAUUUGAAGCUGAUGAUACCGCUUGUUAAAACACUCUUUUUUUAAAUAUAUUUUAUAUUUCUAUAUACCUGCAGCAUGACAAAGAGGGUUUGCUUAGUAUGGCCAAUGCUGGUCCAAAUACUAAUGGCUCUCAGUUUUUCAUCACAACUGUGCCCACCCCCCAUUUGGAUGGGAAACACGUGGUAUUUGGUCAAGUGCUGAAAGGAUAUGGCAUUGUUAAAAUGUUGGAAAACAUUGAAUCGAAGGAAGAAAAACCAGUGAAGGUAAGUUAUUGUACAGGUGUAACAUUAUAUUAGCUUUAUGAAGCAAUUGUAUAAACUCACUUGCUGUUCUCAUUUCUCAUCUUCAUAUGCUAACUAUAAAGAGAGACCAUAGUAGACCAUAGUUGGAAGUGUAGAAGAAACAGCUUGAUUUCCAAUGUAAUACAAUGUAUUUUUGUUCUAUAUAUAAUAAAAAAAGUAUGUGUGUGUGUGUGUGUAUAUAUGUAUGUAUGUAUGUGUGUGUAUAUAUAUAUAUACACUUUAUUUUUCCCCUAUACAAUUCCUUCACUGUAAAGCUAUGCAUUAAAAUACACCUAAGCUGACUCUGGGCUACAACAACCAUGCCGCUGCUUUCGUUGGUAAUGUAGUUAUUGCAUUAAAGGAAAAUUAUAGGCACCCAGAACCACUUAAUUCCAAUGAAGUGGUCUGGGUGUCAUGUUCUCUCUGCAUUGACACUGCAGCUGAAAACAGACAGUAAUGUUUUUAUUGCAGAGUUUAAAUGUCUCUAGUUAUAGAACCACUAAAGGCACGUCCAAUGAAAUAGCAAGUUAUCGUUAUAAGAUGGUCUCUGAGAAAGUGUUUAUAGAAAUCUUAAAAUUAAACUCCAUAUAUUUGUAUUGUAGUUUUGUUAUUGAUUUGUGAAUCUUUUUGAACAGUACAUUUGCAAGCUGCAAUAGGCAUGUUGACUUAGUCAUCUUGUGUAGUGACAGUCAGUAUAGGCAUUAAUUUUGUUCUAGUUUGAAACAAAUGUGAUUGCAGAUCCUUUGACCUGUCAAAUGCAUGUUCUGCAAACAGAAUUUCCCCCUUUUUUCCACUUGCAGCCCUGUGUUAUAUCAGAGUGUGGUGAACUGAAAGAUGGGGAUGAUUGUGUGAUACCGCCAUUGGAUGGAUCUGGUGACACCCAUCCUGACUUCCCAGAGGACUCCGAUGUUGAAUUAAAUGAUGUAAGUUCAUGGAAUCAGAUUCCAUUUUCAUGUACUUGUCCUAUUUGUGUUUGCAAAAUAUUGAUUAAUAAAAUAUGUAGUUAUUUUGCAACCUGCUUGACUUACUGUCAAGGCUAUUCACUGAAAGGUGACUUGUCAGAAAUUCAAAGUGAAUAUCAAAUUUUAGGUUACUGUACCCAAAUAAAAAAAAUAAAAUUAAAAUAAAUCUCUAAUUCAGCUAUUUUCAGCUUGGCUCUUGAGAUUCACUUAUAUUUCCUGAUGUUUUACACUUUGAAUAAUCUUGUCUGUAUAAAGAUGUAGUAAACCUAAACCUAUGAAGUGUUAUGCCUGUACAGGAUAUAACCUCUAUUUUAAAGUGUUUUUACACUUUAAAUUUUCAUUAAAUGUUUGUAUUUUAGGUAUCCAAAAAAAAGUUACCUGUUUGAAUUAACUAAAUUGCCCACCAAGCAGUUUUGUUUUAACCUGUAGUAUUUCUCCUCUAAUAUCAGGUUGGGAGAAUUACCUCCAUUGCUGAGGACGUAAAGAGCAUUGGAAAUAACUUUUUCAAAUCUCAAAACUGGGAGAUGGCAACAAAGAAAUACAACAAGGCCCUAAGGUACAAAUUAUACUGCUGCAAAAAUAAAACACAAAACAUCAUAUAUGUACAUUGCUGGUACCAUUAAUUUAAAUAAAAUCUAGAACUACCACAUUUUACUUAAUAAAAGUCAUAAUCUGUACCAUUUUCAGACAAACUGCAUCAAUAUAGUGUGUUAAAACUGAUAGGCCUGAUGAAUCUUUUUGUGAAAAGCAAAAAAUUGACAGAAUAAGCUCAAUUGAUAUUGAUGAAGUCUGUGGAGUGCAUUUUUUUUUCUUGCAGACUGUAUGAAAGCCAAGUUAGCCUCUGGCAUAUUUUACAUUUCAUUCUUAGAGUUCAGGACUCAGGGAAUCCAUGAUAUCCUAGUAAGAGAGAAAACAUUUCCUAGGCUGAAAAUAGCUGCCCUGUAUAAAACUUCAUCUCCACAGCUGAAUGUUGUUCUUUUUUUUUUAAAUGACGGUUACUGUAAUAUUUGAAGCAGUCUUUGGCAGUGGUGAUGUAAUCGUUUGGUUUUCUCUAUUUUAACAGAUAUGUUGAAAGCUGCAAAGAUGUGACAGGUGAUGAUAAUAUAGCAAAAUUAAAUCCAAUAGCUGUGAGCUGUAACCUGAAUAUUGCUGCCUGUAAACUCAAGAUAUCAGACUUUAGAGCUGCAAUUGAAAGCUGCGAUGAGGUAAAAUACUAGUAUGAAAAUAGACCUAUGCAAUGCAGACCUUUUUUGUUGUUUUGGAUUGAGAAAUGCUCAAAUUAAUCUAUGCACAAAGUAAAGACUACAGAUGCUCAACUGAGAGGAAGCAGUGCUCAGUACAUUUCACCCAGGAAUUUGUUAGUACCCAGAAAAUAUUACCCAUCGGGCCAUUUAAGUAAUCCACGCUGGAAAACUGUUGUGCAGUACAUUAUUUUGGUACCAAUGUCACUGAAGUGGUCAUGGUGCGUGCUUGGAAGUAACCCUUUAAACUGGAGCUUCAAGAGAAAUAGAGACAUGUAGUUGCACAUUGCCGCAAUUCUUUUGCGAGUUUAUUUUCAAUUAUUUGAGAUAAGCUUGGGCAUGUAUAUAAGAGCUGCACAGAACAUAUUUUUUAAAAUGCAAUUUUUGCAUUUGGUGGUUAGGGGGUGUGUUCUUUUUUCCAUUCUGUUCCAAAUAAAUAAAAUGGCAUGCCCGUGAACAGCAUUGUAAAUCGAGAAAAGGGCAGGGGUCUGAAAUGCUUGUACCUUGUACCUUCUUUUACACUUAGGUUCAUUGACUAGUUGACCUAUGGCCACUGGAGAAAUUAAGGUUUUAUUUGCACCCUGCAGAACUUUUUGGUGCUGCAGUAACCACAUCCUGAAUCCUACUUCAUCCAUUUAUUUUUGGUGAAGAGCGCAUCAAUGGAGAAGUUGAUGAAGUGGGCUGACGUUGAAGUAAAAAAAAAAAGGAUUUUAUUUUAUAAUUAAAAUGCAUUCUCUUUUUGAUAUCUUUAAAAGAAGUUGACAAAGAGUGAAAUAAACAUGUAAUCUACUAAAUAUGUGGAUGACACCGACAAUUUUAAGCAGGUGAACUUUUAAGCUCAUGUUGUACUAUCAAAAUCAAUGAUAAAUGUAUAGUUUUGAAAAAUGCGUAGAGAUCAAUCUCUUCCCUGCCAUGGAAGCCAGAGGUGAACUGGAUGACCAUGUAGUCUGCCACUAUGACUUCAAGGCACCGCAAAACUCUUGAAGGGUUAGCAUACUUGGGGAUUUUUUCCAAUUCUGCUAUUUUAGCCUUAAAUUCGAAAUUCACUUUGAAUUCCCGGUAAUUCUUUUUCUAGUUUGGUACCAUUGAAGGGAAACUUGGGUUACGAGAACAACUACAGCUUAAUGUAGUUGUUCUGGUGUCUCUUGCCUGUCCCUGCAGACCUUUUGCUGUAAACACUGCCUUUUCCGAGAGGCAGUGUUUACAUUGCUGAUUAUUAACAUCUCUAGUGGCAGUCAGGGCCGCUAGAUGUCUUUCCUGGGUCAGUGCUACACAGCCACUGAGUUUAACGUCUCCACGCUCUGGAUGGAAAUGCUGAUUUACUGCAGCUCUAUGAAGAGAUGCUGAUUGGCGCAGGGCUGUUUUUCAGUGUGCAUGCGCAAUAGCUCCAAAUGCUGAGAUUGUCAGAACAGAGAUGGGGCCACCUAUGGCAAGAUCGGUGCAGCAUGGGAGAAAAAGGUGAAUAAAAUGACCUCUUUAAGAAAGUGGGCCAAGGACCUAAAUAGUUAUUUUACCACUAGUGUCGGGAAUACAUGUUAGUACUCCUGGAAAUGUCGGUACCAUACUUUUUUGAUUUCAAAAGGUCAAAAAGAAAAUGUGAACAUUUUAAAUUAUCCAUAUGUUAACAUUCCGCCUAUACAGUUGGUUAGAGGAAUUCCUAUCUCCUGUGAAGUGGCACUGCUGUUAGGUAAUUGAACCCAGGUCCACAUAGCUCUUUAGUGUGAGCAUCAGUAUUCAUUUUGUCGACUAACCAUUUUAGUCGACUAAAAUUUAAACUAGACGAAACCUAAAACAAUUCAGAUGACUAAAAUACGACAAAACUAAAAUGGCAUUUAAGUCAAGACUGACUAAAACCAAAUUAAAAUUUUCUGCAAAAUUUAACACUGCACAGUGGGGAUGUGGAAGGGGCAAAAGAGACAGACCCAGGACUUGGGAGAGAGACACUUAGAAGGGGUGGGGAAAGGACAAAAGAGACAGAGGCUUUAACUAAACUAAAAAAAUCUACUAGAGAUUUAGUAGACUAAAACCUACUGCAGAUUUAGUUGACUAAAACAGUUCAGAUGACUAAAAUGGCAGUCUAUUCCCCAGGCAAUCAGUAUUGGCUUGGGCUGCUGUCAUAUAUAUAUUUUUAUUUUUUAUUUAUUUUUUUACCUACCAUCUCAAUUUCAUUAUGCUAAAAAGGAUGUUUCUGUGGUUUGCCUUGUGAAAAUAUUUAUAUGGACACUAGUAUCUUUGAUAUUAUGCGUUAUCACAUGUAAUAUGAAGCAGAUUUGAUAUGUAAUAUUUUGUUUUCUGUAGGCACUUGAAUUUGAUCCAUCGAAUACCAAAGCACUUUACAGACGGGCACAGGGCUGGCAAGGCUUGAAAGAUUAUGAACAAGCACUGGUAAGAUGGGUUGGUUUAAUCACUCUAAAUGUGUUUAUUGAGAUAAGAAAGAUUAUUUUUUUUUAUUUUUAUUUUUUUUUAACCUGCUUCCAUUUUGUGUUUUAGGAGGAUCUUAAAAAUGCUCACGAGUUGGCACCGGAUGACAAAGGUAAAGUAGUCUACUUGUUGGAUGACAACUUAAAAUGUAUAGAGUUUAAAAAUGCAUCUUAACUAUUUUGAGCUGUGUAUUCCAACUGGAAAUCCUCAGGAUCCCAUUCAACCCUUAAAGAUCUUUUUAUUUUUUUAUUUUUUUUUUAUUUUUUUUAGCAGUUAUCAUGUGUGAAAUACCAUUGGACCUUUUAUAUUGCCUACAAGAAAUGUUUUAUAUACCCAACCUUUCUUUUAUUGGCUGUCAUUAUAAGGCAGCGUAGCCUUGCUAAUGAUCUAUUGGGAGGAAUUGGAGGAAGUAAUAGAAAAGAGUUUGAACUUUAGCAGGUCAUAAAACGCAAAGUGUGGCUCCCAUUAAAUUGAGAUUCGUUUACCCCUUCAUGAAGUGUUGGCUCAUGUUUGGGGGAUUGGAGAACUACAGUCACUCUAUGGAUUGCUAUAUCACAAUAUUCCCCUGAGUAUAAUUACUAGCUCUUAUAAGAGCUGUUCCGGCUACGCUCUCUGGACUAGGAGAGGUCUAUCCACUGGAAGCUGGAUCCUGGUCCUGCGUCCAGGGUGGGUGGAGGACGGCGAGACCCCAACCAAGCUGCGGCGGUUCGUGAAGUUAAUGGUAGUUAUGGUGUUCCAGUGCAAUUCUUUAAUUAGAUUAUCUCCCAAGUACAGAAAAUGAAACAAUAUUUUAAAACAUCACAACUCCCAUAAUAUUCAGAACUCCACGAAAGACACUUCAUCGAAUAGCACGUGUUCGGUUAUAUGAACGGCGGCCACCCAUCCGACUACUUAGAACCUUGCGGUUUUAAGGUGUUACAGUACUCGAUUGGAGGCACACAACUUCUCUGGGUGGUAUCCCUGUUCGGUGGUUGGUUCGACUGACUAACAAUAUGUCCCUAUUCUGUUCGUGACAUUUAAAUAGUCGAACCAACUCAGUUUCCUAUACAAAUAAGUGGCUAGUUUUGUCACAAUGGGUACCCAUGUAUCCUCCUGAAACACUUGUGCUCAUGUACAAAUUUAUUCUCAUUGGAUUGAAAAGUCUACAUGUGAAUCUAUGUAGGAUAGGAUCUACUUGUGGCAGCCGGGAUUGCCAAAUUCCCCUUUGUUUGUGUUUUGGACAGGCGCUCACACCUUUUUCUCUAAACUGGAGGUAGUGAAUAUGCUUGUAGAAAGUACAAGUAAUUUACCUUCAUUAGUCAAUGGAAAAUGGUUUGUAUUCUUUGUUUUUGAGUUUAGCCUCUCUGUUGCAAGUCUUUUUUGUUAUGCUAAUUUGGCGAUUCGUUUUUUUUCCCAUUUAAAUACAAGGACUGAACUAAAUAGCAAGAUUAUGUAGAAAGCGUGCUUCAGCAGUAUUUACUUUGUGGUUACCCUAGUUUAUAAUCCAACCUGUGGUUUAGGGAUUAGCCUCCACUGUUUUAUUGCCCAUGUAAUGCCUUCAGGCACUCCAAACUUAGUUUCCAGUCCUUAAAGCGUGUUUUUUCCCUCUGUAUCUUUUUAGCAACAAAAUUGGGAAGGGCCAAAAUCUUGGACUGUAGGAGUCCCUUGAGAACUGGGUUUAGAACCGCUGGUCUAGAUGCAGGAAUAAUUUGUCAGGCGUAAUAUACAUGACCGUAUGCUUUCUUUUAAAUGUUUUGGCUGGUAUUUUAAAUAUGCGACAAUUGAACAAACCUAAUUACCAGAUUUGUUGUUUCUUGCAGCAAUCAGCAGUGAAAUCCUACGGGUCAAGCACAGGAUCAAGGAACAGAAGGCAAAAGAAAAAGCUGUAUAUGCAAAAAUGUUUGCAUAGAAUUUUUUAUUGUAAAGUCUGCAUGGAACGUAUUGACGGGAUGGCUUCUGCUGAUUUAAGGAGACACUUUUACAAGAAGAGCAGCUGUCGGAUAAACCAAAAAAAGCAAACUUUUUUGAGCCCAAGAGAUGUAGUUUAAUGGUUUUCAAAUGGUUAUAGUUUUUCCUUCACCUAUGUGUUUUUUGUUUUUUUCCUUUUCAUUGUGACACUGCAUGAACUAUGCAAAUGUAGGAUGUGCAGUGUAGCUUUUACUUGGUGUGACUUUUGUUAUUCUGCCAACCGUAAUACUGUUUAUUUUUUUUAUUUUUUUCCUGUUUUACUUAAAGGAGCUUAUUUUCCUCUGUGGAACUUUUGAAAGCUGCAGUUGGUUACUAGCAUUUUUUUUUUCUUUCAUUUUACAUAAGAAAUGUUUACCGUUCCUCUUAAUAAAGACUGUUAAUGCUGCAAAUGUCUGUUUUGUGAAAGUAAAAACAAAUGAACUACUGAUCAAAGUGAUGUACAUUAGUUUCAGUUUAGGCACCAUAACAUACCAGUGUAUUGGUCAUGGUGCUACUGUGCUAUCCCUGGUCUGAUAGUGAAACUGUUUGCUCAACUAGUGUCAAUGAA
Molecule: messenger RNA, 20172 nt
Organism: Pelobates cultripes (western spadefoot toad)
Lineage: Eukaryota; Metazoa; Chordata; Amphibia; Anura; Pelobatidae
Source: the annotation of a GenBank genome assembly